Messenger RNA from Xenopus laevis (African clawed frog), 2365 nucleotides. RefSeq names its product interleukin-12 receptor subunit beta-1 (gene il12rb1.L). Lineage: Eukaryota; Metazoa; Chordata; Amphibia; Anura; Pipidae. Bases 1 to 1716 code for a protein of 571 amino acids. The record is from RefSeq and is a predicted model, not a curated record. The transcript has 14 exons.
AUGGAGGUAAUGACAGAUGAGGGACAGACAGAGGAGGGAGGGAUAGAUAAACGCUGUAUUGGAGCAUGUGCAGUUGGAGCAAUCUUCCAGUUCGCGGCAACUGCGCAAGCGGCGGAAGUGACUGAAAUUGCCUAUGGGGAGGAAGAAGAUCCAAAGACAACAGAAGUGCCGGGAGAUGGCACCCGUUUAAUUAAGAAAUUUCCAACAGAUCUUGUUUGCUACCAGUAUUAUACUUUGCAGACCGACUAUUGUUAUUGCAGCUGGAAAGCUGGGGAGGAAUCACUAAAUGCCACCUAUGUGCUGAAUUACUGCAUUAACCGGGACCAAGAACAUGAAUGUUUUCAACCUUAUGUGGGGACCUCAACUUAUACUGAGGCUCGUGUGCACAAGCAAACUAAUGUUACUAUGUGGAUAACUGCUAAAGAAAAAGAGGACAUCUACAACUCUGCAAACAUAACGGUGCGACUGGACAAAGCAGUAAAACUGGAUCCCCCUGACAAAAACAGUAUCACGCUAAGAAAAAAUGGCAAGAAUCUGACAGUCCAGUGGAGGAGAAAUGAUUACCACUUUUCCUCUGAUCCAUUAAUAAAAGAGUUGCGAAGCAGAAAAAAAGAAGAUUCACAAUGGAACACGAAAAUGUGUGAUUCAUAUGAGGAAAAUGAAUCACCCACAUGUGAUAUAAAUGCUGGCUGGAGAAGCUGCCUGGAAAUGUUCACUAUGUCUCUGGAUGGGAACCAUGUUUACUACAUCCAGAUCCGCCACAAAUAUAAAAGAGAUCUUACUAAACUGGAAAUUAAAUACACAGUGGGAAAACUCCAAGAUGGAAGACGAAAUCUAACUCUACAAUGGAAGGAUGCCCUAAAGGAGCAAGGAAAUUUAACAUACACAAUCAGGCUAGCUGUCCUUUCAUGCCCAGUCCCCGCAUUUGAGAUCAAUACAACAACCAGUGGGUUCACAAUGGAUAUAUCUGGAGCCUUCUAUAACCUCACAGUUGAAGCUUUCAAUUCAGCUGAAAAAACACCUCUUUGGUCAUCUGUCAUUGAAGAAGAUGUUAGAGAAAUACCAUUUCAGAAUGUCACUUUGGAUAAUAAAUUCCUGACUGUGCACUGGAGGGUACAGGACAAAAGAAAAGGCAAUUACUGUAUUGAGUGGCAGCCUACUAGAAUGACAAGUCUCUUAUCCAACAGAUCAACAGGAGUCUAUGAAAAAGCAAAGAAAAGAAUAUUUCUAGGGAGAUUUCAGCCAAUGCAGUGUUACAGGAUUGUGGUUCAUAAAUUUACCAAAGGACAGUUUACUUUUGGAACGACUUACUACUUCAGACCUUCAUUAAGUGUAGGGCCAGGAAACUUCACAGUGAUGUAUAUUACUGAGGACUCAGUUCUGCUGAAAUGGGACAAACUUGAUCUGCGUCAGUGUCAAGGACUUAUACAAAAUUGGGUUCUAAACAUCACAAACCAUGAAAAAAAACUUGUAAAAGUGUAUUAUAUAAAUGCUUCAGUGACUCAGUAUCCUGUAGAGAAUCUCGUUUUGGGAUCCAAUUAUACAUUUGAAAUCAAAGGGAUCACCAUUUUUGGAGAGUACACUGGAAGCAGGUGGACUGCUAUCGAUUUAAGGGAAGUUUUCCAUGAGAAUGACGUCUGGAUUCCUAAAUUAAUUGGAGGAAUAUUUGCCUUUCUGGGUUUUGUUGGUCUCUUUUACUUUGUCAUUGUAAGGUAAGAGACGCUUAUUGUCAGAGAUAUUACAUACAGUGUAUAUGUAGAAACCCUGGCCCCAAUAUUUGUUGAAAUAUGACUAGAACUGAACUACUGUGAAGGCUCCAUACAUAAAUAGUGCCACUUGACUCCACAAAUAAACCAUGCACACAAUAUUGAUUCGUACAUUUUUACAUUUGGUCAAUAGAACUAAAAUACUUCUUUGUAGCUUUCUGUUAUGAUCUUCCCUGAAGAUCUUUUUUAAUGCCACCCAUAAAAAGUUAUGCAUGGUAAGAAAGUUCCUCUUCUCCAGAAAAAAGUCUCUCCCAUGUUUCAGAUUUCAGUUACAGCGUUGGGAUCCCUUAUCAAGAAAGCUCAGAAUAACGCAAAGGCUAUCUCCCAUAGAUUACAUUUUAACAAAUUUUUUUUAAAUUGAUGAUGACUUAUUAGCUUUAUUUAAUAUGUCUAUUAUUUUUUAGCAGACUUAAGGCAUGGAGAUAUAAAAAUACAGAAGGCCCCUUAUCAGUAAAACCCCAGGUCCCAAGCAUUUUGGGUAUAGAUCCUUUACUAUACUAUAUUAGGGCUACAACACUAGUUAUUUCAUGCCGAACACCAAUACAUGUUUUACCAAUAUAUGUUGUGUUUUAUUUGUACUGGUAUGGGAUCUGUUAUCA